Carya illinoinensis is the source of this 1411-nucleotide messenger RNA. RefSeq names its product cytokinin riboside 5'-monophosphate phosphoribohydrolase LOG3-like. The transcript has 7 exons. NCBI's taxonomy places the organism in Eukaryota, Viridiplantae, Streptophyta, Magnoliopsida, Fagales, Juglandaceae. Gene Ontology annotation, biological process: cytokinin biosynthetic process. Gene Ontology annotation, cellular component: cytosol; nucleus. Gene Ontology annotation, molecular function: hydrolase activity, hydrolyzing N-glycosyl compounds. The coding region runs from base 173 to 787 and encodes 204 amino acids. The record is from RefSeq and is a predicted model, not a curated record.
CACAACGAUAUGUACCAUUUCCCCAUACUUUUGGGCUUCGUCUUCCUUUCUUAAUUUCCAAGUUUCUUGAACAAAAACACGUUCACGUUUCUCCCUCUCUCAGCACAAAAAAUACGAAAACCCAAAAAAGGACGCGUUACAAACUUUGGUGGUGCCAUAUAACUUUCUAUUUAUGGAAAAUCAACAGCAGCAGCGCCAGCUUCAGCCUGCCAUCAUGAAAUCAAGGUUCAGACGUGUCUGUGUCUUCUGUGGGAGCAGCCCCGGCAAGAGUCCUAGCUACCAGAUUGCUGCUAUUCAACUCGGCCAACAACUGGUGGAAAGGAACAUUGACUUGGUCUAUGGAGGAGGGAGCAUUGGCUUGAUGGGUCUGGUCUCCCAAGCUGUACAUGAUGGAGGUCGCCAUGUGUUGGGAGUAAUUCCCACAAUUCUCAUGCCAAGAGAGAUAACAGGAGAGACUGUGGGAGAACUAAGAGCAGUGUCAGGCAUGCACCAACGCAAGGCUGAAAUGGCUCGUCAAGCCGAUGCUUUCAUUGCCUUGCCAGGUGGUUAUGGCACCUUGGAAGAACUGUUGGAAGUCAUCACUUGGGCUCAAUUGGGAAUCCAUGAUAAACCGCAGGUGGGGUUGUUAAACGUGGACGGAUACUACAACUCACUCCUCUCAUUCCUAGACAAAGCAGUCGACGAAGGAUUCAUAACUCCCACUGCCCGAAACAUUAUCGUCUCUGCUCAAACUGCCCAAGAACUCAUGCACAAGCUUGAGUUAAUGCAGCAAAAUGAACUGGUUUGAGCCGUCCAUUCAUUCCAGCCCUAAGCACUGAUCAUCUGGCGUGAGAGAUAGAGCAACAACUGGACUGGGCAACAAAGUCAGGAUCGAAUUUCUCUUUGACCUGACCUUAGACGUUUACGAUUAUUGUCCAUAGGUUUUAGCAAAUUUCUCCAUCAUCUUGUGGAUGCAUGCCACCACAGUUCUUCAAAAUAGCUGUGGAUCAUAAGCAUGACAAUGAUUUUUAUGUCAAAAGGUUCAAAACCAAUGGUUUUUAAUACAGCUUUAGCAUGUCGGUAUACAUCUCUUGUAUCUCUUCUCUUCUCCAUGAUUUGAUGGGUUGUUUAGAAGUAGCUUUCACCGAAAAGAGAGUUUUGGGAAUGGAAAGUGACUCAAUUCUUAUAAAUGUUCAAGAAAAAACAAUCUGAUAUUCAAUUCUCAUAUAUAUUCCUAUGUAAAUCAAGACAUAAAAAUAAAUAAAUAGUAGUAAAAGAGGAAUAACAGUCCCUCCUUGACCAAUACUAAAGGUAAAGAGAUAAUAAGAAUUUGUCAUCUGCUCAUUGAGUUACUGUAGCAGUAACAUUUUGUUUUAUUCAUCGAGAAAUUUAUAUAAACGACAAUGUUUAGGAUCUAAUUUUUGUUUGGCUU